ACCACUGCUACCACUGCUACUGCCACUAUUACUCAUCUGUGACUGCCCUUUGCAUGUGCUUCGGCGCUGUUCCCAUUGGCUGCUGCUUCCUCCCCGCUUCCCCUUCCCCAGACUCAGACUCACCUCAACUCCCGGGAUCCUUCUCCCAGAUUCCAAACCACAACCAACAUGUCCCUCUCACCUAACCAUGUCAUCGUCGUAGGCGGAGCACUCGCAGGUCUCUCCGCCGCACACACAAUCAUCGAACAGGGCGGCAGUGUCCUUGUCCUUGACAAGAAUGGUUUCUUCGGUGGCAACUCCACAAAAGCCACCUCUGGCAUCAACGGUGCACUCACACGUACACAGGCAAAGCUCAAGGUGCCAGACUCAGCAGAACUCUUCUUCAAUGAUACCGUCAAGUCUGCACGCGAUCUCGCUCGUCCUGACCUCAUUAAAGUCCUGACCUACCAAUCUGCCUCGGGUGUCGAAUGGCUGCAGGACAAAUUCGGCUUGGGUCUCGACCAAGUUGCGCGUCUCGGUGGUCACUCGGAAGUCCGCACCCACCGUUCCAACACCGAAAUGUUUCCCGGUAUGGAAAUCACCUAUGCCCUCAUGGAGAAGAUGGAGGAUCUCGCUGAGCAAAUGCCAGAACGCGUCAAAAUCAUCAAAAAGGCACGUGUCACACAGCUCCUCAAGGAAGGUGACAAGGUCGUCGGUGUGGAGUAUGAGUUUAAGGGAAAGCAGUACAAGGAUCUCGGUCCUGUUGUCUUGGCAACGGGCGGGUACGCUGCAGACUUUGGCAGCAACUCUUUGUUGGAGAAGCACCGACCUGAACUCAUGGGUCUGUCAACCACCAACGGCAACCACUGCACCGGUGAUGGUCACAAGAUGAUCAUGUCGAUUGGUGGUAAAGCCAUUGACAUGGAAAAAGUCCAAGUCCACCCAACCGGUCUCGUUGACCCAACCGAUCCCAAGGCUAAAGUCAAGUUCCUUGCUGCUGAGGCACUGCGCGGUUCAGGUGGUAUCUUGCUGGAUGCCAAUGGUGACCGAUUCUGUGAUGAGUUGGGUCACCGUGACUAUGUUACUGGUAUGAUGAACAAGAACAAGUUCCCCAUUCGUCUCAUUCUCAACGGCAAGUCUACCAAGGCUAUUGAGUGGCACUGCAAGCACUACACGGAGCGUCGUCUCAUGAAGAAGUUCACCUCGGGUGCUGAUGUUGCCAAGGAGAUUGGUUGCUCUCCAGAACACCUUGCAGAGACCUUCAAAAAGUACACUGAUAUUGCAGCAGGCAAGGAGAAGGACCCUUGGAACAAGCGAUUCUUCCACAAUGCACCCUACACCAUGGAAGAUGAUCUUUGGCACGUGGCACUCAUGGAGCCUGUGUUGCACUACACGAUGGGUGGUGUUGAAAUCAACGACAAGUCGGAAGUCAUUGCAGAGAAUGGUAAACCUAUCGAUGGUCUCUUUGCCUGUGGUGAACUCGCUGGUGGCGUGCACGGUGCCAAUCGUCUCGGUGGCUCUUCAUUGCUCGGUUGUGUGGUGUUUGGUCGUGUGGCUGGUGCGUCUGCUUCGUCUGCCUUGUUGCAAAAACUCUCUUCCGGUCAGAGUGCUGCUGCUCGAUUGGGACAAAUCUCAAACCACAUCAACUUGUCCAUUGACCCAAACACCAAAUCCAUCAACAUUUCCUUUGCUGAAGGUGGUGCUGCAGUUGCUCAAGCUCAGCAGCAGCCACAGGGCCAAUCUGAUGCCGUGACGGAAGCGGUGAGUGAGAAGGCUGAGAAGCAAUCCACAGACAAGGAAUAUACCCUUGAGGAAGUGGCAAAGCACAAGUCGAAGGAUGACGUGUGGCUUGCUGUGCGUGGUAAAGUAUUGGAUGUGACGGAGUUUUUGGAGGAUCACCCAGGUGGUGUGCAGUCACUCAUGUUGCAAGCUGGUCGUGAGUGUACCGAGGCCUUUGAGAUGAUGCAUGCACCGGGAACCCUUGAGAAGCACGCAUCGCACUGCAUUAUUGGUACUUACAAGCAGUAGGGGGCUUUUGACCCUGCUGUUUCUUCUUCUUUCUAUAGUUUGGUGCUUUGUAGAGACCCUCAUUUGCUUUACUCCACCUGUGCGAGCCUUCAAACUGCA
This is a messenger RNA of Protomyces lactucae-debilis, 2106 nucleotides long. Its product is annotated as putative OSM1-fumarate reductase. Gene Ontology annotation, molecular function: heme binding; FMN binding; oxidoreductase activity. The record is from RefSeq and is a predicted model, not a curated record. Lineage: Eukaryota; Fungi; Ascomycota; Taphrinomycetes; Taphrinales; Protomycetaceae. Bases 169 to 2007 code for a protein of 612 amino acids. The transcript has a single exon.